AUGUCUACAUCGACAGGUUCCCUUUGUUAUGGUCAUGCCUGUAUCGAGCUCGAUUCCGACACUAGGUACCACUUGACCGGCAUCAAUUCGAUACAACAUCCACAAGGGCCUUUCUAUGCUGUCAGUGACCCAACAAAAGCAAGAAUAAAUGGGAAUAACAAUCUCGGCCGCCGUCCCCAGGUGUUUACACAAUUCUAUGCUGCAGAUAUCGGCAGACAACCUAAAAGAUUGAAAGACAAGACCAUCGGAUUUGUGAUCCAUGCCCACUGUUGGACCCUGUUCGAUCGAGUGGCAGGCCUAAGGUUCAACAAUACCGACCUCGCUAAACUUGUCCGAAUUUGUCGAAAAUACUGGCAGGAAAGCGAAUGGUGGGGGAUAUCCGUGGGAUACCCACCGGGUGUCUCUCAGAGUCCGCUUAUCGUGCCCGCAAUUCAACAAGCCAUGGCAUUCACCAAGACUGAUUACUAUCACCCAACCUCUGGUCUCGGCAUUCUUCCAUUAGAGCUUAAGGUUUUGAUCUCCGAAUUCAUCUGCCCCAUCACAGAUUAUACAAUCAGUGAUGUUCAAAAUUUGAGAAAUAUGCUCUUAGGGUUUGGAUGGGAGUUACCUAAGUGGUUUUGGCGAGUGCGAUUGGACGAACGUUUGUUUUUUGAGUUGAAAUACAACGAGGACCCGUCAGCAGAUUGGAAACUGCGUCUUGAAUUGAUGAGUCUUGUUGCAGAUCGAAGUAGGCUCGGUUCUAGUGGUCUAGCAAACCCCCCAUCAACACAAUUUUCCAAGAGCACAAUUUCUCUCGAUCAGCAGAAGCUAGCUCUAAGGAUCAAGCCACUACGAGAGUGGUGCGAGAGCGAAUUCACAAGACAACUUGCUAAAGGCCAUCUGAACGUGACGAACCGAUGGACAGACGGUGACAGUGACGGGGAAGAGAUCGAGCAGAACAAAGGAAAACGCGGUGGGGACAGCAACUGGAAACUGAUGUCGCUGCCACCGCAGGACCAACUCUUCGACAAAUCUGGCCGCGUGCUUUGGGAGCCGAAAUACGUGCGUCUCGCGGACGACGCAGCGAACUUAGUCGCCUGUACCCCGAGAGAAUAG
Messenger RNA from Penicillium verrucosum, 1095 nucleotides. RefSeq lists its product as uncharacterized. The record is from RefSeq and is a predicted model, not a curated record. The coding region runs from base 1 to 1095 and encodes 364 amino acids. Lineage: Eukaryota; Fungi; Ascomycota; Eurotiomycetes; Eurotiales; Aspergillaceae. The transcript is spliced from 3 exons.